AUGGCUUCUAGUGUCUCUGCUGAAGAACAGACGCCUGUUGAUCGGUCGAAACGGGCGAAGUUUGCCAAGGUCAAGAAUAAGACGCCUGCACCAGUACAAAUAACUGCCGAGCAAAUCCUCAGGGAGGCGAAAAAUCGGGAGCUUGAAGUGGCACCUGCUGCCCCCACUCAAAAAAUAACAAACUUGGCAGAAUUGCGUGAUUUUCAACUUCGAAAGCGCAAAGAUUAUGAAGACAAUAUCCGUAAAAACCGGCUUGCAAUGCAAAACUGGAUUAAGUAUGCCAAAUUUGAGGAAAGUCAGGGAGAAUUGCAAAGAGCUCGUUCCAUCUUCGAGCGUGCCCUGGAUGUGGACUUCCGCAAUAUCGGUCUGUGGCUUAAGUAUGCAGACAUGGAAAUGCGGAACAAACAAGUGAACCACGCAAGGAACCUUUGGGACAGGGCGGUUACAUUGAUUCCAAGAGCUAACCAGUUUUGGUACAAAUAUACCUACAUGGAAGAACAACUGGGUAAUAUCGUCGGAGCUCGUCAGGUCUUCGAGCGCUGGAUGGAGUGGGAACCGGAAGAGCAAGCAUGGCAUGCUUACAUCAAUUUCGAACUGCGAUACAAGGAGCUUCAAAGGGCCCGAAUGAUCUACGAGCGUUUUGUUCUUGUCAACCCCGAACCGAAAAAUUGGGUUAAAUACGCCAAGUUUGAGGAGAGAAAUAACUACAUAAACUCAGCUAGACAAGUAUUUGAAAGGGCAGUUGAAUUCUACGGGACAGAUAAUCCUCAAGCCCGCUUAUUCAUCGAAUUUGCUAGAUUUGAAGAAAGACAGAAGGAGCAUGACCGUGCCAGAGUAAUUUACAAAUAUGCUCUGGAUAAUCUUCCAUCGGAUGAAUGUCCAGAAAUUUACAAGGCAUUCACACUACAUGAAAAAAAAUACGGUGAUCGCCUGGCAAUCGAAGGAGUUAUUCUUAAUAAACGAAAAUUCCAGUAUGAGUCGGAAGUGGAAGCGAAUCCCCAUAAUUACGACGUUUGGUUCGAUUAUGUUCGCCUAAUGGAAGAGGAGGGUUCGGUUGAGCAAACUCGUGAACUCUACGAACGGGCAGUGGCCAAUGUCCCACCAAUUAAGGAAAAGCGGUAUUGGCGUAGGUACAUCUACUUGUGGAUAAACUACGCCCUGUAUGAGGAACUGACAGUUGGAGAUGUAGAGAGAACUCGGGAGGUGUACAACUUUGCCCUUCGUCUUAUCCCCCAUCGGCGGUUCACCUUUGCCAAAAUGUGGUUGUACGCUGCCAAAUUCGAGAUACGCCAGAAACUACUGCCGACAGCACGUAAAAUUUUGGGUACAGCAUUGGGCAAAUGUCCCAAGGCCAAGCUCUUUCGUGGCUACAUUGAGCUAGAGAUUCAGUUGCGGGAAUUCGACCGAUGCCGAAAGCUUUAUGAAAAGUUUCUAGAAUUCUCCCCUGAGAAUUGCACAACGUGGAUGCGCUAUGCUGAAAUGGAGGCGUUGUUGGAUGAGGUAGAGCGAGCUCGGGCUAUUUACGAGUUGGCUAUCUCGCAACCUCUUCUGGAUAUGCCGGAGAUCCUCUGGAAGGCCUACAUUGACUAUGAGAUUGAGCAACGCGAGUGGAACCGUGCGCGUGCCCUGUAUCGCCGUCUUAUGCAAAAAACACAACAUGUAAAGGUAUGGCUGAGUCUUGCCAAUUUCGAACUAUGCGCACAAAACUCCACUGAGCAUGGCAACGAGUUAGGGGAUGUUGGUGCGUCAGCCAACGAGACUGAGACUCGGGCUGCCGUCGAACGCGCUCGUGAAGUUUACCGUGAGGCUAAUCUGGCUCUUCGCAAGUCAAACGAAAAAGAACAGCGCGUUCAGCUCAUUGAUGAAUGGAAGGCGUUUGAGGAGGAGUACGGCGACGAGGAAACGCAGAUGGAGGUUGCUGGGUUUGAGCCCCAACGUCUGGUUCGGAGCCGGCGACUUGAGGAUGAAGCAGGAGGAGGCUGGGAGGAAUACGUCGAUUACAUUUUUCCUGACACGACUGCCGAACAACCGAACCGCAAAUUGCUGGCUGUUGCGACCAAAUGGGCUCUGCGUCACGAGCAUUCCGAUGACGACGACGGUUCCGAUACCAACGAUGAUGCCGAUGAUAACACAGUGCUAAGUGAUGAUGCCACCGCUGGCGGCGAAGCGGCCGAAUCACCCUGA
Mesocestoides corti is the source of this 2184-nucleotide messenger RNA. Lineage: Eukaryota; Metazoa; Platyhelminthes; Cestoda; Cyclophyllidea; Mesocestoididae. The record is from the annotation of a GenBank genome assembly.